Molecule: messenger RNA, 1152 nt
Organism: Cyclocybe aegerita
Lineage: Eukaryota; Fungi; Basidiomycota; Agaricomycetes; Agaricales; Hemipholiotaceae
Source: the annotation of a GenBank genome assembly
AUGGCCUCCACUAACGUGUCUCUCCCCGAUUAUGACGUCCCGAACCCGCUCACUCCAAUGGCGUUCUUGGAACCGGGGAUCGCUGUGGAGGUGAUGAACGGGACGUAUAUCCACAUUGGCAUUUUAGCGGUGGUAGUUUGGGACAUGCUACACAACCUGAAGAACGACUAUAUCCUAAUUACUAAAUAUCGAGUCGGCAUCCCUACAAGCGCGUAUUUUCUCUCCAGACUAGCAGUGCUAGUAUAUGCGCUUGGAAGAGCCUUCCUUCUCACCAUCCCCGUAUCGCACUGCCGAAAGCUUGAGCUUGCCAUCGACUCAUUCCUGACGAUCUGCCUAUGUCUCAACACGCUCCUCUUCUACAUUCGCGUCUGCGCGGUAUUCUACAACAAACUUUACGUUAUAAUCUUCUUUGGACUGUUUUGGUGUGCGACAGUCGGGAUGGCAUGCCUGAUCCCAACCGCGAUGACUGCCGUUCACAUAGGGCCUACAAGAUACUGCGUCGAGCAAAUCAGGACGCAUUACCUCAUUCCGACGUACCUUGUCUUUUUCGCCUACGACACGCUCAUUUUUGCGGCGACGUCGUACCGAUUUUAUCGGUUGUAUCGCAUGGAGGAGACUUCGAUACAGGGAGGACUGCGGAUAGCUUUUUUCGGCGCGUCAAUGCCAGCCUUUUCUAAGGCGAUGUUGCACGAGAGUCAGCUAUAUUAUAUGGCGGUGCCUCUCGUCAAGCUCGGCAUCAUCAUUGGCGCUUUCUGCUUCCCCGCGGGUAGCCCAGGACUCGUCCUCAUCGCCAACCUCGUCCCGGUGCACGUCAUGCUCGCAAACGUUGUCACAUGUCGCGUUUUCAGGAACACAAAACUUGGGUUGAUCCGCGAGCCUCUCGACUACGAUACACUUCCUCGAAGCACUCGGCGCAGCUCACGAACAAUCGCGAUGCAGCUUUCGGGUCAGUCGCGGUCAGGAGCGAAUGCGAGGAGCGAAGACCGUGACGUCAAGGACCCCUAUGUAUCGGGUCAGGGAGACAAUGCGAACCCGAUUAAUCUACUCGCAAUUCGGAAAGAGACGAAUACGAUCACCGUCGUCGACUAUCCCAGCCCGCUGGGCGACGAAGAGAUGCCUUGCAGCCCUAUUACAGCAAUUUCAAAGGUUUGA